CUCCCCCAAUCCCUCCACCCACUUUUCCACCUCAACUCCAGACACCAGACGGACUUUGUUGGAGCAAAGACUUGGAACAAAGUCAACAAGUUUUAGCAACAAUGUGACACAUUUUCCAUGCAAAAAAAAAAAAAAAAAAAAAUCCACCAACCCAACCUUCCUGGAUUAUUUUCACCACACUGAGUUGUGACUGAAAACGAUGUUGUCGAGUCAAUGCAUCUUGGCGGUGCUCCUGUGCGCCCAGGCGGUCCUCGGUUUCUCGGUGGCCGGCCAUCAUCAUCAGCAGCCACCGCUGGUGAGCACCUGCGAGGCCAACGGUAGCGUCUACUACGUGGGGGAGUGGUACUUCCUGGACUCGGACCAAUGCACCCAGUGCGAGUGCACCGCCGAGGGCCCGGAGUGUGCCCGCACCGAGUGCACCAGCCUGCCGGCGGCUUGCAUCCAUGUGAGCCAUUACCCCAGCGACUGCUGCCCCCGCUGCGAGAGGAUCGGCUGCGAGUACCGGGGGGUGGUCUACGACCUUGGGCAGAACUUCCAGCCAAGCGAAUGUGAGCAGUGCACGUGCGACAGCUCUGGCAUCGCCCGCUGUUUGGUGGCAGACUGCGCGCCCCCACCGUGCGUCAACCCUGUCUACCAGCCCGGCAAGUGCUGUCCUGAGUGCAAGGAGGGUCCAAACUGCUACGCGGACUCAUCCCGCAGUCGGGUGAUUGCCGCCGGCGAGCCAGUCUGGGUGGACUCGUGCACCAAGUGUCGUUGCCAUGACGGCCAGGAUGUCGGCUACUGGGAGGGCAACCGGCUGGCCACCUGCUCCCGCCUCAAAAAUUGCACGCCCGAGCAGUCCGAGACACAAAACUGACACGUCAUCCAUCUUGACUCACAUGCAAAUAACUUUGAUGUGGCUAUUUAAAAAAAAUAUAUAUAUAAAAUUAAAGGCAAUAUGUGAUUCUCAA
Hippocampus zosterae (dwarf seahorse) is the source of this 950-nucleotide messenger RNA. RefSeq lists its product as uncharacterized. Gene Ontology annotation, biological process: negative regulation of BMP signaling pathway. The transcript has 3 exons. The record is from RefSeq and is a predicted model, not a curated record. Lineage: Eukaryota; Metazoa; Chordata; Actinopteri; Syngnathiformes; Syngnathidae. Bases 200 to 856 code for a protein of 218 amino acids. Gene Ontology annotation, cellular component: AMPA glutamate receptor complex. Gene Ontology annotation, molecular function: protein binding.